Molecule: messenger RNA, 1809 nt
Organism: Egretta garzetta (little egret)
Lineage: Eukaryota; Metazoa; Chordata; Aves; Pelecaniformes; Ardeidae
Gene: GJC2
Product: gap junction protein gamma 2
Exons: 1
Coding region: 562-1809 (415 amino acids)
Biological process (GO): cell communication
Cellular component (GO): connexin complex
Source: RefSeq, a predicted model, not a curated record
GAUAUUUCAGUAGCGCGAGUCUUUGGGAUGUGGGCAGCAUCCCCUACUCCUGCCUUCAGCUCAGGCGCUUGAGCCAAAGGCGUGCAAGCAAGAGGCCGUCACAACUUAAUCACCUUUUUGUGCCUGGGUGGCUUCCAUGGUGCCAUGGGUUCCACUUACAGUUACCCGAACGCUUCUUACAGCUGAGCAACGUCUUGAAACAGGCAACAAAGCGGGUAAUGGGGAAUCCAGCAGGCGCCGUGGCUUGCUGUGCUGUGGAUCCGUGUGUAUCUAGUACCACCAGGUAUCCCUGCCUCCGAUUACGGUGAUGUAGCACGUCCCCACGCUGGCCACAGCUCAUUCCCUGAUGCUGCGGGGGUCAGGCCCAUGUCAUGGUCUCUCACAGGUCCUGGGGAGACAGGGUGCAGCAGCGAAGGGUGCCUCUAGGAGAUAGAAUGACCUCAUCUGUCACAGAUGAGCCCACGUCACAGCUGUAUCACCAACUGCAGCCACAGAUGUUAACUCACAGCUAUGGUUUGUUUUCUUCCCCUUCUUCUGGCAGGUUAUAACUGAGUAGCCCUUAUGACCAACAUGAGCUGGAGCUUUCUAACCCGCCUUCUAGAAGAGAUUCACAAUCACUCCACCUUCGUGGGGAAGGUCUGGCUCACCGUGCUCAUCGUCUUCCGCAUUGUCUUGACAGCAGUGGGAGGGGAAUCCAUCUACUCCGAUGAGCAGAGCAAGUUCACCUGUAACACCAAGCAGCCCGGCUGCGACAAUGUCUGCUACGAUGCCUUCGCGCCGCUGUCCCACGUCAGGUUCUGGGUCUUCCAGAUCAUCAUGAUAUCCACUCCUUCGGUCAUGUACCUGGGCUAUGCCAUCCACAGGAUCGCCCGGUCGGCGGAGGAGGAGAAGAAGUUCAAGGGAUUCAAGAAGAAGAAGCAGUUUGCUUUGAACUGGCAGGCGGUGCGCAACAUGGAGGACCCGAUGGAGGCUGACGAAGAGGAGCCCAUGAUCUCCGACGGCACAGCAGAAAAUGAGAAAGCCAAAGCCAAGCCCAAAAGCAAAGAGCAGCAAAAGCACGAUGGGAGGAGGCGCAUCCAGCAAGAAGGACUGAUGAAAAUCUAUGUCUUCCAGCUACUUACCAGAGCUUCGUUUGAAGUUUGCUUUUUGAUAGGGCAGUAUUUGCUCUACGGUUUUGAGGUAGAAGCCUAUUACGUCUGCAACAGAGUCCCUUGCCCACACACUGUCGACUGCUUUGUGUCCCGGCCAACAGAAAAGACCAUCUUUCUCCUGGUGAUGUACGUCGUGAGCUGCCUGUGCUUAUUGCUGAAUAUGUGUGAGAUGUUCCACCUGGGGUUUGGGACCAUCCGAGACGCCAUUCGCAACCGGAAAAUCAACAGCUUUCGGCAGCCUCCCUACAACUAUGCCUACCCAAAGAACAUCUCCUGCCCUCCUGAGUACAACCUGGUAGUGAAAUCAGAGAAGUCCACCAAGAUCCCCAACAGCUUGAUGGCUCAUGAGCAGAACUUGGCCAACGUCGCUCAGGAGCAGCAGUGCACCAGCCCGGAUGAGAACCUCCCGGCAGACUUGUCCACCCUUCACAAACACUUGCGAGUGGCCCAGGAGCAGUUAGACAUAGCGUUCCAGAGCUACAGCAGCACCCAGGCCAACACGCAACCUUCUCGAACCAGCAGUCCCGCCUCAGGUGGCACGGUGGUAGAGCAGAACAGGGCCAACACCGCCCAGGAGAAACAAGGUGCUAAACCCAAGGCCUGCUUGGAGAAAGGGAGCUCAAGCAGUAAAGAUGGAAAGACGUCUGUAUGGAUAUAG